This is a messenger RNA of Leptinotarsa decemlineata (Colorado potato beetle), 2510 nucleotides long. It is a transcript of the gene vri, whose product is annotated as nuclear factor interleukin-3-regulated vrille. The record is from RefSeq and is a predicted model, not a curated record. Lineage: Eukaryota; Metazoa; Arthropoda; Insecta; Coleoptera; Chrysomelidae.
AGUGUCGAUUGUUUCGAAAACUGUGUCGCGAUCUUGUGUUUGAUCUGAUUGUUAUGGUGCAUGGGUUUUAAUGACAGAUAUGCUCUAAUAAUAUUCGGUAUUGGCGCCUUCGAUACAGUUACUUUGUUCCAUAUUUACAUCGCACACUUGACAGUUUGGAGGAUGUUUUCAUUUUUUUCCGACAGAUAUUGAGCCGUGUAGAUCUGGAGAAUUUUCCAAAAUGACGCAAUCUCAAUUAUUUUAUUACAAGCGUCGCGCUUCUCAAAAUACCAAAACGUAGUUUGAUGUCCUAAAACAGCAGAUCAUGGUUGCCGAAUUUGUGGGCCGCGGUCAAAGUGGUUCCCCCGUAAAUGGUGAAAUUCCACAUUUAAACUCCAACAUGCCAGCCAGUCACGGACGGGAAAUGCUGUCUGGGUCUUCCACACCUGCAGAAGACUACAACCCCAACUACAACUCGUCAGUCAAACAUAAGGAUCUGUUCUCGCAGCGCAAGCAGCGAGAAUUCACCCCGGAUAACAAGAAGGACGACAGCUACUGGGAUCGACGCCGCAGAAACAACGAAGCGGCAAAGAGGUCCAGAGAGAAACGGAGAUACAACGACAUGGUGCUUGAGCAACGCGUCAUCGAGCUCACCAAGGAAAACGCUAUACUCAAAGCUCAGUUGGAGGCUAUCAAGGAAGAGUACGGGAUCUGCGGAGAAAACGUGGUUUGUGUGGAGAAGGUUCUAGCAAACUUACCGUCCAGUGAGCAGGUUCUCAGCUUAUCCAAGAGACAAAAAAUCAACCAUCCACCAAACCCGAUUUUAUUCGGGACACCCAGCCCGAUUCCAACUUCGGUUAUACAUCAGCCAGUGAUGGGUUCCCCACCGCCACAGCCUAUGCCUCACCCCCACAACAUCCUCCACCCACCCCCAGCAUCGCACAUGGAACCUGCUUACAGAGAACCUGAGUACCACCACUACCCUUUCUACCACCAUUCCGGUAUCCACUACGACUCCAACAAUGCUCUGAAUCUCUCUAGAUCUAGAUCGAGGGUACAGUCACCUUUCGAAGUGUCCAGCAACUCAGGAGACGAGAGCGUUCCCAUUGCCUUGACCAUCAAUGAACCCAAUAACAGUUUGCCAUUGAAGCUGAGACACAAAUCCCACCUUGGCGAUAAAGACGCAGCCAGUGCCCUUCUGUCCUUGCAGAAUAUCAAGCAAGAGCCAGGUCCUCGAGCUAGCCCUCCAUGGGACGGGGAGGGAUCCAGCGAUGAGAGAGACUCCGGCAUUUCAUUGGGCGCUGAAUGGUCUGCUGCUGCAACAGCCGCAGCUACGCUUCAGACUCUGAAACAGUCCCAGCUUCAACUCAUGCAAGACUCCGCUGAAGGAGACGCAAGCACCAAACAUAGACUGCAGUCUGAACUGAUAAGACUUUCUUCUGAGGUGGAGCAUCUCAAGACCAUUAUGAAUAGGAGCAAAGAAGCUCCCCAACAUUAGCUUAGUUGAUGUGAUGAAGUGGUUGCCAAGCAGCCUCUGUGAUUUUGUGAUGAUCCUUUUGAUGGAGAUUGGACAUAUCGUGCUCCAAAGGAGCAUAUUUAUUUAAUGAUAGGUAUUUAUUUGUUAGUUAAGACUUGAUAUUUCAUUUUGCACAAGUUCCGCUUUCUUUUGCCAAUAUAUUCCUAUGAUUAUCUUACUGUAAAAUUAAUUUGCGUAUCUGUGGCGCUUUUAUUAGAUAUGACUUAACAUGUUAUCAGUUUUAUGUGCUGUACAGUACAGUUUAUGUACAGUUUUGUGUACUGUCUUAUAUCAUCACAACCGAUUUUACUUCGUCAUUUUAUCAUAGGGAUUAAUGUACCUACCUUAAUUAUUAGCUGAAAAUAUGUGUGAUUUUUGUAACUAUUUAUCAUUAUGUAAAAAUGUAUGUAUUUUUGUUAUUUGCUGUGCAACAACGGCGGUUAAUAUUACGUUACGUUAUCUCAUUAUUAUAUAUUUAUAAAUAUAUAUCGUAAGACUCAUGCUGGACCUCACCUCAAACAGAAUUUUUUCUGUCCACUGAAUUAUAUGAAUCUGCAGGUUGUCCAGAAUGAACUACUUUCAUAUGACAUUAACUAUCAAUAUUUUGUUACCGAUCAAUUCAUAGAAAUUACUGAAACCUAUUUGUAUCAUUAUCGAAGGUAUUGAACUUGCUGGACCUCGCUUCAAAACAUGAUGUAUUUUUUUAUUAAUUGAAUUAUAUGAAUCUAUAGAUUGUCCAGCAUGUACUACUUUCAUAUGACAUUAAUUAUCAAUAUUUUGUUACCGAUCAAUUCCUAGUAAUUACUGAAAAAUGUUUGUAUCAUUAUCGAACUUGCUGGACCUCGCCUCAAAACAUGAUGUUUUUUUGUUAAUUGAAUUAUGUGAAUCUGUAGGUUGUCCAGAAUAAACGUUAUAUUCAUAUUAUAAAGAAACUAUCAAAUAUUUUCAUAUUACAGAUUGAUGUAUCCUAAAUAUGUAUUGAAAAUACUGAAUAAAUAUUUGCAUCGUUUUUCAA